Molecule: messenger RNA, 2832 nt
Organism: Raphanus sativus (radish)
Lineage: Eukaryota; Viridiplantae; Streptophyta; Magnoliopsida; Brassicales; Brassicaceae
Product: receptor like protein 24-like
Exons: 1
Coding region: 36-2693 (885 amino acids)
Molecular function (GO): protein binding
Source: RefSeq, a predicted model, not a curated record
UCUUAUACCAAAAUCAUUCCACCUGCAACGUUUACAUGACGACCAUUUCGGAAUCGUGCCUGCUUUUGCACUUUUUCUGGCUACUCUUGCUUUGUUUUUUUUCCUCUUCGUCAAGCUUUUUAAUUUUCAAAAAUCCUGUUGCGGGUCUUGUCUCUUGCCGUCCCCAUCAGAUUCAAGCCUUUGUGCAGUUCAAGAGCGAGUUUGAUACCCGUCAUUGCAACCACGAUGACUCCUUUAACGGAGUCUGGUGCGAUACCGCGACGGGUGCGAUCACGAAGCUACAACUCACGGCUUGCCUCAGUGGAAUCCUGAAGUCCAACAGUAGCCUCUUCGAGUUUCAUCAGCUCCGUUACCUUAAUCUCAGUUAUAACAACUUCAUCUCCUCUUCGCUUCCUCCCAAAUUUGGCAAUCUCAAUAGGUUAGAGGUCUUGUCUCUUUCUUCAAAUGGCUUUCUCGGCCAAGUUCCUACCUCAUUUAGUAACCUAAGAAUGCUUUCCUAUGUAGACCUUUCCCAAAAUAAACUAAUUGGUAGUUUCCCAAGUGUGAGGAAUCUAACCAAGCUCACACUUUUGGACCUUUCUCAUAAUCACUUCUCUGGAACACUUAAUCCUAGGAGUAGCCUCUUUGAGUUGCACCACCUCCGUUUUCUUGAUCUCGGUUACAACAACUUUAGUUCCUCUCUCCCUGCCGAAUUAGGCAACCUCUAUAGAUUAGAAAUCCUGAAUCUUACCUCUAAUGGCUUCUUCGGUCAGUUUCCUUCCACAAUUAGUAAUCUAACUCAGUUAACCGAGUUGAAGCUUUCGGGCAACAUGUUCACUAGUAGCUUUCCACUAGUUCAAAAUCUAACAAAACUCUCUGUUUUGAGUCUUUCUUCAAAUAACUUCAUUGGCACCAUUCCUUCUUCUCUCUUCACUAUGCCUUUCUUAUCAGAAGUUAAUCUGCGUCAAAACCACCUCACCGGUUCUAUUGAAUUUCUUAACUCAUCAUCCACUUCAUCCAGGCUAGAGCUACUUCUUCUUGGGAAAAACCUUUUUGAAGGAAAAAUAUUAGAGCCUGUAUCAAAGAUCACCACCCUUAAAUAUCUUGAUGUAUCUUACCUAAACACCAGCUACCCAAUUGACAUCACCAUGUUCUCCACUCUCAAAUCUUUGUUGAAACUCGACGUUUCUGGUAACAGUAUAUCUCCAACUAGCUUAAGUUUUGGUUCCAACAUCUCACUGUCCAUCGGAUCAUUGGCUUUGAACAACUGUGGCCUCAGGGAGUUUCCAAACAUCUUAAAGAAGCUUGAGAACUUGGAGGAGAUCGUCAUAUCUGGCAAUACGAUCAAAGGGAAAGUCCCUGAGUGGCUAUGGAACCUCCCUCUUCUACGACUAGUGGAUAUUUCUAACAAUUAUUUCAACGGUUUCGAAGGUUCAGUGGAAGUUUUUGUAAGUUCAUCAGUGGAGAUACUCUUUCUGGAUUUCAACGAGUUUGAAGGAACACUUCCUCAGCUACCACUUCAUAUCAACAGCUUGUUUUCGAGUGCGAAUAGUUUCACCGGGGAGAUACCUUUUUCAAUCUGCAACCGAAGCUCGCUUUCUCUCAUCGAUCUGUCCAGAAACAAAUUCACCGGUCCGAUUCCACCAUGUCUGAGCAACUUCACCCUUGUGAAACUCCGGAAGAACAACUUGGAAGGAAGUAUUCCUGACGAGUUCCACGUAGAUGCCUCUCUACGGACACUUGACGUUGGUUACAACCGACUAAGUGGACAGCUACCAAAGUCUCUUCUUAAUUGCUCCUCUCUAAAGUUUUUAAGCAUUGAAAACAACAAAAUCCAAGACACGUUUCCUUUCUGGCUCAAGGCUUUACCAAACUUGCAAGUCCUUAUUCUUAACUCAAACGAAUUGUAUGGUCCUAUAUCUCCUCCUCAUCAAGGUCCUCUCGGGUUUCCAGAGCUACGGAUUUUUGAAAUAUCUAAUAAUAAGCUCACUGGAAGCUUGCCACCAGAUUACUUUGUCAAUUGGAAAUCAACUUCACUCAUAGUGAACCAAGACGGGGGUUUAUAUAUGGUAUAUAUGAGAUCUCACGGUAUUACUAGUACCUACGGGUAUCUGGAUCUUAUAGAUUUACGAUACAAAGGUGUACAUAUGGAGCAAGCCAACGUCCUCACUUUCUACAGCGCCAUUGAUUUUUCAGGAAACAAACUUGAAGGACAUAUUCCUGAAUCCAUCGGUCUUUUGAAGACAAUGGUUGCGCUCAACUUAUCGAACAACGCCUUCACAGGCCACAUUCCUUUGUCUUUUGCCAAUUUUAAGGAGCUCCAGUCACUAGACCUGUCAAGAAACCAAAUCUCGGGGAGUAUUCCUAGUGGACUGGGAACGCUCUCGUUUUUGUCUUACAUAAACGUGUCUCACAACAAUCUCAAAGGGGAAAUACCACAAGGAACACAGAUUCUCGGACAGCCUAAAUCUUCUUUUGAAGGAAAUGCAGGACUAUGUGGUCUUCCACUCGAGAAAAGAUGCUUCACAACUAGUGCACCACCAGCACAACAACAUAUGAAAAAUGAAGAAGAAGAAGAUGAGAAAAUUUUGAAUUGGAAAGCAGUGGUAGCAAGUUAUGGGCCUGGAUUGAUUCUUGGAGUGACAAUAGCACAAUUUGUUGUUUCAUGCAAGCCUGUGUGGUACGCCAAGAUAAUUGGAGUUUUUCGGUUUUGAGUUUGAUAGUUCUAUAUAUAUAUGUGUGAAAUAGUUUGUUGGUCCUGUAUUGAAGUAUUUAGUUUUGUGUGUUGUGUACUCUUUUAGAGAAUUAUUUGUAUCAUAUUCAUAUACAUAUAUGUUUUCUUAAUGAGAAGAA